AAAUUGCGGACCGGAAGAAAAUUUUCUGACACGUAUGAACCCGACUGGAGAGAAUCUAGGUUUUAAAACGUCGGGUUUAACGUCACUCACUGAAAAACGUUGUUGUUCCAUUAAUACAUAUGUUUUCAAAGUAAACAGUGAAGUCAGAGUUGACGUCAUGGUAUAAUUCUCAGAAAAUUCAUAGAGGCUUUCAUACGCCCCCCCUCCCCACUUCAAACACCGGGCCUGGCUUUGCUUUGACAACUGAUGGUAAAAUAUUAACCGAUGCAGCAGAACUCGACUAUUAAGGCAAUAUGGACUUUGUCUCGGCCUGUCACAGAUGCACCAUGGCCAGGCAGGCGGCGUACAUCGUGGGCGAGCUGGUGGUCAGGAUUCUACUCCUGGUCAUCUUCCUGAUCACAGAAGACAUGACUCCCUUUAUCCGUGAGAUUCAGCCUGAGGAGAGAUGGCUGUACAAGUACCCACACAUCCAGCAUGAUGCUGUGCCAACAACUGUCAUGUUUACAAUAUCAAUAGCAACACCACUCAUUGUGGUGAUUGUUUAUUCCACUGUCAAGCGAGACAAGAUAGAAGCAUUCCAAGGAAUUUUAGCUGUAAGCCUGGCCUUGGUACUGAAUGGAGUGGUCACCAAUACAGUUAAACUCAUGUAUGGCAGACCUAGACCGGAUUUCUUCUCCCGUUGUUUUCCUGACGGAAAGUGGAGUAAAGAUAUGAAGUGCACCGGAGAUCCUGAUGCCAUUCUUGAGGGCAGAAAGAGUUUUCCCAGUGGACAUUCCUCAUUUUCCUUCACAGGACUGACUUUUGCUGCAGUGUACCUAGCUGGAAAACUGCACUGCUUCCAGGGCAAAGGGCGUGGUCAAUCUUGGAGACUUCUUCUGGCAGGCUUGCCCUUGCUUGGCGCCACUAUGAUUGCCUUGUCUCGAACCUCAGACUACAGACAUCACUGGCAAGACGUUGCUGUUGGAUCUACCAUGGCAUACACAGUGUACCGACAGUACUACCCUGCCCUCAGCAAACCUUGCUGUGACAUGCCCCAUGUAGCCAUCACCCCACUGGCAGACAGCGCGCUCAGUAACUACGAUGUGGACCAAGACACUCUCAUACAAGUCAAGACCUCAGAUUCAGCCAUUAAAAUGAUUUAAAACUAAGAAAUUAUGUUGCAUGUCAGUGACAGGUCUUGUUUUUGGGAAAAAUGGACCAAAACCGAGGUACUUGUACAUGACUUGUACAUGCAUGUCAUUACAUUUAUGUGGCCAAAUGUAAUAAAGAGAACCUUCAUUACUUUCCAUGUCUAAUGUUAAUAAUAUUGUCAGAUGAAAGUUGUCUGUUCUUGCAGUAAAAAUGAUUAAAUGUUAAACAUGUGGAAUAAAAGUUAUUAGUAUUUUUUAGGAAACAAAGAGUAUAUAUAAACAUUGUGACACAUUCCAAACAAAUUCACACUGCUGGUUGUCUUCAUUGUGUGUGUACAGCUUUAUUCUCCUAUACAACAUUGAACUCCCUAUUAAAGAAAAGUGUUUGGGAUCUGUUGGGAAGAGACUGGAAGACUAUCCAUAGAUACGGCUUCAAGCUAAUUGCUUUUGGCCCCCUAGAGAAUGAGAAUUAAAGCAUAAUGUAGCUAUAUGUGAAAUUUUGCACAUACCAAAACAUGAUAUUUGUCUAUUGGCAAUGACAUUUAACUGGAUCACCAGGGAAACCAUGACUAUCAUGUCUACAGAUUCAAAUCCUUUACCCAAAAGCAAUUUGUGUCUUUUCCAGAUUUGAUGCUUCAUUUGUCUUCCCAUCAGAGAACACACUUGUAGAGAGCACAAGUACUUUCUGUGACAAAUUUUAGCUGAUAAAAUCCUCCAUUCCACAUUAAAAAACACUGUAUAUAAUAUAGUUAUACCAAGGGCUUUAAUGAUAAAAGGAAAAUUCUCCUCUGUACCAUGCAAAUAUGAUUACAAUAUGAAAGACUUUGGGAAUCAUCCAUUUAAUAUGCAUUUGCUAGGUAGUAACCCAUGUGUAUAUACUAUUGGUCACCAACUGAUGUGUUAAAUUUGUGCCCAUUGUGCUUUUUUAUUCGAGCCUUUUUUUAAUCAGCUCUAGGCUACUUUAACAAUUGGUACUGUUCUGAGUAAUUUGGUAGCCCCAGGUGCAAUGGGACAGUUGCAGUAAGCUUAAUUUUUUUUCUACUUAAAUUCAAAUCAAAAUCAGACAGAAAGCAACAACUGACAAAAAAGACUUAUAAACUGUCCAAAUAAAACCACUUCUCCAUCUGGAAAAACUCCAGGCUACAAAAGUUGAAAACAAACAAUGUCUGUUGGGUCACUAGGGUUCAAAACAAUUCCAAACAAAAUGUGUUAAGUGUCUACCUGUGGUUGAGACUUGUUCAAAUGGGAUACACAGUCCGAGAAAUUAUACUCUCUGUGUCCCACCUAACAUCCGUAUCACAUUACACACUGUAGGUAUCAAAUCAAACAAGGUUUUCAACAUUUGCAACAACUGCAUCUGUUCACUGUUGAGGUGUAGUGUAAUGUCAGUACAAAAGUUCAUGUUCAGUGCAAUGUCAGUACAAAAUGUAUUACAGAUAAAUGUAUCAGCUUUCAUCAUUCAAGCAUAACCCCAGUCCACAUGAAUUGCCAAGUUUCUGAGGAAGAUAGAAGACUUCCAGAGACUCAUUGAACAAUAUGUUUUGUACAUUCCUACUGGUAAUAAAUUAACACAUAUUAAUCUCUUCGAAUUCACAAUUAUUUACAACAUGACUGUCUAUCAUCCUGAUCUGCACCCAGUGUCUCCAUAAAUGUACUUAAUAACCUGAUACUGGUAAGAAACUUCUUCCAUCAACUGGAAGCAACCAAAAAAGAAAAA
Branchiostoma belcheri (Belcher's lancelet) is the source of this 2847-nucleotide messenger RNA. RefSeq names its product phospholipid phosphatase 4-like. NCBI's taxonomy places the organism in Eukaryota, Metazoa, Chordata, Leptocardii, Amphioxiformes, Branchiostomatidae. Gene Ontology annotation, molecular function: phosphatidate phosphatase activity. The transcript is spliced from 7 exons. The record is from RefSeq and is a predicted model, not a curated record. Gene Ontology annotation, biological process: phospholipid metabolic process. The coding region runs from base 294 to 1142 and encodes 282 amino acids.